This is a messenger RNA of Sphaerulina musiva SO2202, 288 nucleotides long. RefSeq lists its product as uncharacterized. The transcript has a single exon. The coding region runs from base 1 to 288 and encodes 95 amino acids. The record is from RefSeq and is a predicted model, not a curated record. Lineage: Eukaryota; Fungi; Ascomycota; Dothideomycetes; Mycosphaerellales; Mycosphaerellaceae.
AUGACCAACACACCGCUUGUUGCCAGCUACAAAUCUCCCAGCGAUGCGCGCACCUUUUCUCUGGAUGUGCCGCUGCUUCCGCAGUCGGGGAGCGUAGAGGAGAAGACGACAUAUCUCGCAGGCCUGCGCGCCAACGCUUCGAAGCUGCAGGGCGAAAUCAACACUUUCCUCACUCAGAAAAUGGACGAGGAGAAAGCUUCCGAGACGGGCAAACCUGGCGCACCUAAGGCAAAUGAGGAUCGCGAAGAAGACAUGUAUGGCGAAGAGGACCCUGAGAAGGACGGUUGA